AUGCAGUACACCUACAACUAUGAAGAAGAUGAGUACAUGACCCAAGAAGAAGAAUGGGACAGGGACCUGCUCCUGGAUCCAGCAUGGGAGAAACAGCAAAGGAAGACGUUUACAGCCUGGUGCAAUUCCCACCUCAGGAAAGCAGGCACACAGAUUGAAAACAUUGAAGAGGACUUCAGAAAUGGCCUCAAACUGAUGCUCCUCUUGGAAGUUAUCUCAGGGGAAAGACUACCGAAACCAGACAGAGGGAAGAUGCGCUUCCAUAAAAUUGCUAAUGUCAACAAAGCUCUGGAUUAUAUCGCCAGCAAAGGAGUGAAACUUGUGUCAAUUGGUGCAGAAGAAAUUGUUGACGGCAACGUGAAAAUGACGCUGGGUAUGAUCUGGACUAUCAUCCUUCGCUUUGCUAUUCAGGAUAUUUCAGUGGAAGAGACCUCUGCCAAAGAAGGGCUGCUGCUGUGGUGUCAAAGAAAAACUGCUCCUUACAGAAAUGUGAACAUUCAGAACUUCCAUCUUAGCUGGAAAGAUGGCCUUGGAUUGUGUGCACUUAUCCACAGACACCGACCUGAUCUUAUUGACUACUCCAAGCUAAAUAAGGUCAUCAGUCUGGGUG
Messenger RNA from Antrostomus carolinensis (chuck-will's-widow), 610 nucleotides. RefSeq names its product alpha-actinin-2-like. The transcript is spliced from 6 exons. The record is from RefSeq and is a predicted model, not a curated record. The annotation marks the transcript as partial. NCBI's taxonomy places the organism in Eukaryota, Metazoa, Chordata, Aves, Caprimulgiformes, Caprimulgidae. Gene Ontology annotation, molecular function: protein binding.